This is a messenger RNA of Leptonychotes weddellii (Weddell seal), 3297 nucleotides long. The record is from RefSeq and is a predicted model, not a curated record. NCBI's taxonomy places the organism in Eukaryota, Metazoa, Chordata, Mammalia, Carnivora, Phocidae.
CCCUCUGCAAGCCUGGGCUAGGUGACCCUGAAGGUCCACAUCAGUGACGCCAGCACCCACCAGCCCGUCACAGAUGCGCUCAUCGAGAUUUUCACCAACCAGGUGUCCAUCGCUUCCGGCACCUCGGGGACAGAUGGCGUCGCCUUCAUCAAGUUCCCGUAUAAGCUGGGCAGUCAGCUGAUCGUCACCGCCACGAAGCACGCCUACGUGCCAAACUCUGCCCCGUGGAAGCCAAUCCGAUUACCCGUAUUUUCUUCACUGAGCCUGGGCCUGCUUCCAGAACGAUCCGCCACUCUAAUGGUGUAUGAAGAUGUUGUCCAAAUAGUCUCAGGAUUCCAAGGCGGAAAUGCUUGAAACCUCGUCAGCACCAUAGAAAACUGCAACUUCCGGCAGCCCUGGAGAGCUCCAAACGGGAUCAGUCGACUUCCAUGUCUCACAUCAACUUGCUCUUUUCUCGUCGGGAGUCAGAAUUCCCUGGCCCCCUCUCUGUCACCAGCCAUGGCCGCCCGGACGCCCCAGGGCCCAAGGAACUGAUGAGCGGGGUCCAUUUAGAAAUGAUGUCUUCCAACGGAGAAGUGGACAUGCACACCCCCAUGCUAAAGCUCUCCUACAGUACCUCGCAGGAAUUCAGCUCUCGGGAGGAACUUCUCUCUCACAAGGAAGAGGAUAAAAGCCAAAUCUCCUUUGAUAACCUGACACCAAGUGGGACGUUGGGAAAAGAGUACCACAAGUCUGUUGAGAUUUUCCCCUUAAAGUCCAGGAAACCUCUGGAAAGAGAAGGCUGUGAGUCCCCGGGCAACAGCGAGUAUAGGAGGGGCUACAAUGCCAUGCUCUCCCAGCCUUUGUUUGAAAAGCAAGACAGAGACAGUCAGGCCUCUGUGAACCAUAUCCCCACAGGAAGCAAGCUCACCAUUCAGGAACACAUGUACCCCGCGCCCUCAUCUUCCGAAAAGGACCAGCUGCUAGACCGCCGGCCUACAGAGUAUAUGAUGUCGCGGUCAGUAGACCACCUGGAGAGACCCACAUCCUUUCCACGGCCCGGCCAGUUGAUCUGUUGUAGUUCCGUGGACCAGGUCAAUGACAGCGUUUACAGAAAGGUAUUACCUGCCUUGGUCAUCCCCGCUCAUUAUAUGAAACUCCCGGGGGACCAUUCCUACGUGGGCCAGCCCCUGGUCGUUCCGGCCGACCAGCAGCUGGAGAUCGGAAGACUGCAGGCAGAGCUCUCCAGUCCCCAUGCAGGCAUCUUCCCGCACCCCUCCUCCCAGAUCCAAGCGCAGCCCCUGUCAUGCCAGGCAACCUCCCAGCAGCACUUGCAGGACGCGGGCACCCGGGAGUGGACGCCACAAGGUGCGUCCAUGUCAGAGUCUCUCUCCAUCCCGGCAUCCCUGAACGAUGCGGCCUUGGCUCAGAUGAACAGCGAGGUCCAGCUCCUGACCGAAAAGGCGCUGAUGGAACUUGGGGGUGGGAAGCCGCUCCCACACCCCCGGGCGUGGUUCGUCUCCCUGGACGGCAGGUCCAACGCGCACGUUAGACAUUCGUACAUUGAUCUCCAAAGAGCUGGGAGGAACGGAAGUAACGACGCCAGCUUGGAUUCUGGUGUGGAUAUGAACGAACCAAAAUCUGCCCGGAAGGGAAGAGGAGACCCCUUGUCCCUUGCGCAGAGCCACCCGGCUGCCCAGGAGCAUCCGCAGAAAGAGCCAAGGGCGGCGGACAGCACCUCCUACACGCAGCUCGUGUACCUGGACGACAUGGACCAAAGCAGCAGCGAGGGCGGCACCACCGUGUGCACCCCCGAGGACAGCGCCCUGCGGUGCUUGCUGGAUGGCUCCAGCCGGAGGAGCGGCGGCCAGCUGCCCAGCCUGCAGGAGGAGACGGCCAAACGAACUUCGGACGUGCCCGCGGAGCCGCUCGCCAGCCCCGAACAGAGAAGAUCUGCUCAGGAGGACGACGAAGAGGAAGAUGAGGAGGACCAAGGAGAAGACAAGAAGAGCCCCUGGCAGAAACGGGAGGAGAGACCCCUGAUGGCGUUUAACAUUAAAUGAGCGAUCACAGAGCCACCCAGCCGUGGAAUAUAAUGCAGUUGCCAAAAAUCCUUUCUUCCGGAAGCAGUUUACCUGUUCGGGGAAGACAUUGAACAGCGGCAUCCGUGGGAGCAGACUCUCCCUGCAUCACGGUUCACUGUGUAAAUGUCAGAAAAGAAUCAAAGUUAUGACAGAAUAAAGGAUGAUGUUCCCGGAUGCCUCGCCUCCAGGGAGAUGGCUGAACGUGGUGUCCGGACGUCACUCUGCAUCUUGGACACAGAAACCACAAGUGAUGUUGCUAAGGUUCUGCUGAUCACCUCAGUUGUCCCUCAGAUUCUGGGAACAGAUGAAACUCUUGUCACAUUGCUUGAAUCCAUUUUAUCACGAUAAUGCACCUGUGAAGUUAUUAUUGAGAUAUUAGCUUAGCACUUAGUGUCUCGAGGUAUGCAUUAUCUCAAAGGAAAGCUAUGCAUCGCUGCUUCGUGCUCUUACUUUGCUUAGGUUUUUUGCGUUGGUUAGGUUUCGUUUCGGGUUUGCUUUAAAAAAAAAAACAACACACACACACACAAUUUGGUUGUAAAGAUUUCCUUCUUUCUUUUUCAUCUGUUCUGCUUCUCGGUGGUUUAUUUCGGUGUCUCCUUCCGGGAACUCCCGAGUGUGUCACCUCUUAACCUCCAAGCCUUUUAAAUGAAAUCGUACUGAAGUUUUUGUCAGCUGAGAGCCCUUCAAUUCUGGUCCCAUUAACUCCAAGUGCCUUUUUUACAGUGACAACAACAGUCCCUCACCUUUCUUCUUCUUCUUCUUCUUUUUUUUUCUUUCUUAACUCCUUUAAUUGAACUGCCUGGAUUUUAUAAAGUUAUUAAGUGAUACCCCUUUUCUUUAAACUGCAUGCUGCCAAGUGCCCGUUUGUGCUCCCAAUUCUCAUUUCAACGCAGUGUUCUCUCUAGUUCCCAUGUGUGAUGUGGAUUCUGUUGAGCUAAGGUAGACGAGAGGACACUUUAGAGAUCGCCUUCCCUCCUCUAUCCCUUCGGCCACCAGCCACCAUUAUGGUUUCAUUGGCUGUCUGUAUAUACGGUUAUGUAUUAACUCGGGAAUCCUAUGGGCUGAUCUUGCUCACCCAGACAUGGAGUAUGGACUGAGCAAGUGAAUGUGACUAUUAAAGAAAUCGUAUGUACUACCCAAAAGUGCCAGAAUGACUCUUCUGUGCAUUCUCCUUACAGAGCUGCUUGGUUAUCCAAAAAUGAAAAUUCAAAAUAAAUGCUGAAAAAAAACCCAA